Closterium sp. Yama58-4 is the source of this 1590-nucleotide messenger RNA. The record is from the annotation of a GenBank genome assembly. Lineage: Eukaryota; Viridiplantae; Streptophyta; Zygnematophyceae; Desmidiales; Closteriaceae.
AUGCGAAUGUUCCGUUGCGUACGGUGCAUAUCACAUCCAGUACUCGUGGCGACGUACGCGCGGCAGUCCAACUUGCGACCAGAGCUCGCUGGUCGUCGAAUUGAGGCAAUUGGCUUUCAAGUGGGUCAACAGCUGGUCGAAAGGUUCACCAAGGACAGAGCCCGAUUCACAGAUCACUUGGAUGUGAUAAAGUUCAUCUGCAAGGACUUUUGGGCCGAGGUGUUCAAGAAGCAAGUGGACAACCUCAAGACCAACCACAGAGGAGUAUUCGUUCUGCAAGACAACAAGUUCAGGUGGCUCACGAGAAUAUCAGCAGAUGCUCCAUCAUAUGACGCAUUAACGCCUCUUCCAAACCCUAGUCCCAACCUUCGAUCGCCGACGGAGCGCAUGGCAGGAGCUGGAGGGGCUGUGGCAGGCAGCAUGAAGGCGUCUGCUGUUGCAGGGCAGUUUCUGUAUCUGCCGUGUGGACUCAUCAAGGGGGCGCUUACCAACCUUGGAGUACCAUGCACAGUCUCUGCGGAAGUCACUACACUUCCUGGGUGCUCGUUCACAGUUCCUGAACAUCAGUCGUCAUUAGAAAAGCUUCGAGUAGUUUGGGUUGUCAUCGGUUACGCGCUAAGUUCCAGUUUGCUGGCCAUUGUUAACAAGUAUGCAGUGACUGUUUUCCCCUUCCCAGCAAUCCUCACCGCGCUUCAGUACCUAGUGUGCACCAUUGUUACGCUCGUGCUGGGAAGAUUGAAGGUGUUGGAACAUGAUUCUCUGAGCCUGGAGAAGAUUAUCAAGUUCUUACCUGCAGCAGCGACGUUUUACAUUGCCAUAUGGACAAAUACUCAGCUCCUCAAACAUGCCAACGUCGAGACAUUUAUUGUAUUCAGAUCUUCCACACCGCUGCUUGUUGCGAUAGCAGACUCAGUGUUCAUGGGAAGAUCAUGGCCAUCUGGCUUCACAUUUUUUUCAUUGCUGACGAUAUUUGGUGGCGCUGUUGGCUACGUCUUCUUUGACACUGGAUUCACCGUAACAGCGUACGCGUGGGCUUGGGCAUAUCUGAUCGUCAUUACCUUCGAGAUGGUCUACAUCAAGUCAGUGGUUAUGAGCAUAGGGCUCAAUACAUGGGGUCUGGUGCUUUACAACAAUAUGCUAGCCCUGAUAUUCUUCCCUCCUGCGCUGAUUGGCAUGAAUGAGCCAAGUCAAAUUGCUGCCUAUGGUCUGUCCCGGAUAUGCAGCAUAGGGACUCUCUUCCCUGUUGCACUCUCCUGUGUUUUCGGCCUAACCAUAAGCUUCUUCGGCUUUGCUGCACGGAAGGCAGUCUCAGCGACUGCUUACACAGUUGUUGGAGUCACAAAUAAGCUUCUCACAGUCCUCAUUAACAUACUGAUAUGGGACAAGCAUGCCCAAGCGCCAGGAUUGGUGGCUCUCCUAGUGUGCAUAUUCGGUGGAGUGUUAUACCAGCAAUCAGUUACCCAAACGCAGCCAAAGAAGAGCACUCCAUCUGACAUCGAGUCUGUUCCUCUGAUGACCAUUAAGUCACCUGGUGACAGUAAGCCUGUGGUACGCGUCGAGUCUGCUGCUGAGGCAGCUUCAGAAGAAUAG